UCCCUUUAAAACUACAUCGGUUUCUAUACAAAAAUAAAAAGGUCCCUCUAUCAGUUCAUUCGUCCCAAACCUUAGGUUUCAAAUUAGGGUUUCAAGUUUUUUGAAAAAAUGCCUUUUUGCAAGCUUUGUAGCUCGGUAAAAUGGGAUACAGAGGGAGAUUGUGAAAAACAAUUUAUAAUUGGAGAAUAUUUUGUAGGUGAAACUUUGGAGAUGAUGACAAUGCACUACGAAUAUGGUUUAUUGAAACAAGUAGUUGAACACAAACAUGCCACUGACCCUGUGGGUUUAAAGUUGUGGAUAUCCACUAAAUUGGUGGAUAUUGAAAUAAUGCACGAUAGCGAUGAGCCAAGGAAAUCAACAAAUCCAAAGCUGGAUGUAAAUUUUUCGGAUUCCGAUUCCGAUCCGGAUUUACCUCCAGAUAACGUUGAUGGAGCUCAUCGAAAAAUUCGGGAGGGAAAAGCUCGGGGAAAAGCUCGGGGAAAAGCUCGGGGAAAAGCUCGGGGAAAAGCUCGGGGAAAAGCUCGGGGAAAAGCUCGGGGAAAAGCUCGGGGAAAAGCUUCGGGUGAAUGUUCUUCAGCGGAUCCUGUUCAAGGAGCAGCUUCAAAAAAAACAGCAGGUUCGUUAUCUUCUGCACCUGCUUUGGCUCCGGGGAAUGAUGAUCUUCCAAAAGCAGGUUCGUUAUCUUCUGCACCUGCUUUGGCUCCGGGGAAUGAUGAUCUUCCAAAAGCAGGUUCGUUAUCUUCUGCACCUGCUUUGGCUCCGGGGAAUGAUGAUCUUCCAAAAGCAGGUUCGUUAUCUUCUGCACCUGCUUUGGCUCCGGGGAAUGAUGAUCUUCCAAAAGCAGGUUCGUUAUCUUCUGCACCUGCUUUGGCUCCGGGGAAUGAUGAUCUUCCAAAAGCAGGUUGUUCAUCCUUUGCUCCUGAUCCAGUUCAAGGAGCAACAACAUCUUAUCCCGAUCUAGUGGCUGUUCCAGCUUCACUUCCACCUCCACCACCUUCUCCACCAGUUCAAGUUUCGCCUUUUCUAACUCCACCUCCUCAAGAUUUUUCAUUUGCUGCAGCUCAUCCUGCUCUGGUGGUUGAUGAUUUUAUUGUAGAAGGUGUUGUUGAUGGUGAUGUGUCUGUUGAUCCAGCUGCACCUUCUCAAGAUUUUUCAUUUGCUGCAGCUGGGCCUGCUCUGGAGGUUGAUGAUUCUAUUGUAGAAGGUGUUGUUGACUUUAAUGAGUCUAUUGAUCCUCCUCCAGCUCAAGAUUCAGCAGUUGAAGCUCCAUCUUCUCAAGAUUUUUCAUUUGCUGCAGCUGGGCCUGCUCUACUGGUUGAUGAUUCUACUGUUGAAGGUGUUAAUGAUGUUCAUGAGUCUGUUGAUCCUCCUCCAGCUCAAGAUUCAGCAGUUGAAGCUCCAUCUUCUCAAGAUUUUUCAUUUGCUGCAGCUGGGCCUGCUCUGGAGGUUGAUGAUUCUAUUGUAGAAGGUGUUGUUGACUCUAAUGAGUAUGCUGAUCCAGCUCCAGCUCAAGAUUCAGCAGUUCAAACUCCAGUUUCUCAAGAUUUUUCAUUUGCUGCAGCUGGGCCUGCUCUACUGGUUGAUGAAUCUACUGUUGAAGGUGUUAAUGAUGUUCAUGAGUCUGUUGAUCCUCCUCCAGCUCAAGAUUCAGCAGUUGAAGUUCCACCUUCUCAAGAUUUUGAUGAUUCUAUUGUAGAAGGUGUUGUUGACUUUAAUGAGUCUAUUGAUCCUCCUCCAGCUCAAGAUUCAGCAGUUGAAGCUCCAUCUUCUCAAGAUUUUUCAUUUGCUGCAGCUGGGCCUGCUCUACUGGUUGAUGAUUCUACUGUUGAUUCUCCUCCAGCUCAAGAUUCAGCAGUUGAAGCUCCACUUUCUCAAGAUUUUUCAUUUGCUGCAGCUGGGCCUGUUCUAGAGGUUGAUGAUGCUGAUCAACCUCCACCACCAUCACCUGUUCAUAAUCUACCUCGGAGGUCGGUACGCUUGGCUGCUCAAGCUCUUCAAGGCAUACUUCCGAGGAGAUCGGCACGCCUAGGUUUGCAGAGGCGGAAUUCUGAGAUAGAUAAUAUGCGUGUCAUACGUCGGCCUCGUCGGCGUCAUCUUUGUCAUCCAUAUUGUACUUGUAGAAGAAGAAACUGUCCAUGCUACCUAGCUAGAAUGUAAAUAAUGACAUAGGAGAAAAAAGAGAGAUACAAGUCUAUUUUGUAGCUUCAAAACUUAGCUUUGCGUAUAUUCCACUCUUUCCAUGUAGUUCCACUCUUAUACGAAUGAAAUCUUCUUUUUACUAUUGA
Molecule: messenger RNA, 2285 nt
Organism: Solanum pennellii
Lineage: Eukaryota; Viridiplantae; Streptophyta; Magnoliopsida; Solanales; Solanaceae
Product: proline-rich protein 36-like
Exons: 9
Coding region: 109-2157 (682 amino acids)
Source: RefSeq, a predicted model, not a curated record